Messenger RNA from Xenopus laevis (African clawed frog), 1544 nucleotides. Its product is annotated as interferon regulatory factor 6-like. The transcript has 6 exons. Lineage: Eukaryota; Metazoa; Chordata; Amphibia; Anura; Pipidae. Bases 225 to 1106 code for a protein of 293 amino acids. The record is from RefSeq and is a predicted model, not a curated record.
UUGCUGGAAGUCACCUGGCAGUUCACUGAAACAGUGCUGGUCAUGGCUUUGCAACCGCAACGCGUUCGGCUAAAACCAUGGCUGGUGGCCCAGGUGGAUAGUGGAAUGUACCCUGGUCUCGUCUGGUUGAACAGAGAGGCAAAAAGGUUCCAGAUCCCAUGGAAACAUGCAACAAGACAUAGCCCCCAGCAGGAAGAAGAAAAGACAAUAUUUAAGACUCACCCAUGGGAUCAUCUAGUACAGGCAGCUGCACCCCUGAGCAAACAUGGCCAAAGACUGAGCCUCAGGAGAUGGAAGUGCCCCCAACAUCAGGCCCUGCUGACUUUUUCAGUUCUCCCGAGAUGUGGAUCAGUUCCCUACCAAUGACUGACUUAGAAAUCCAGUUCUAUUAUCGGGGCAAAGAGAUGGGUCAGGCGACUAUAGUCAGUAAUCCUCAAGGCUGCCGACUUUUCUAUGGCGACCUGGGACCAAUGCCCAAUCAGGAAGAGCUGUUUGGACCCAUCACCCUUGAACAAGUUCGCUUCCCUGGGACAGAACAAAUUGUAAAUGAAAAACAGAAGCUCUUUACUAGUCGUCUUCUUGAUGUCAUGGACAGGGGUCUGAUAUUAGAAGUCAGUGGGCAUGCCAUAUAUGCAAUCAGACUGUGCCAGUGUAAAGUCUACUGGAGUGGGCCCUGCUCACCAUCUCCGACUACCCCAAACCUUAUUGAAAGGCAGAAGAGAGUUAAACUUUUCUGUCUGGAGACUUUCCUUAGUGAACUUAUUUGUCAUCAGAGGGGGGCUCCUACAAAGCAGCCACCAUGUGAAAUCUACUUAUGCUUCGGAGAGGAGUGGCCAGAUGACAAAUCCAGAGAAAGAAAGCUCAUCAUUGUUCAGAUAAUACCAGUUGUAGCACGUAUGAUACUUGAGAUGUUUAGUGGGGACAGCAUCCGUUCCUUUGACAGUGGAAGAAUCCGUUUGCAAAUCUCUGUCCCUGACAUCAAAGACAACAUUGUUGCUCAUCUGAAACAACUGUAUCGCCUUCUUCAGAACUACCAAGGGCCAGAUGCUUGGCCUCUCAUGCAGCCCCAAAACAUGCACCUGGCUGAGACACUUCAAACCCAGUGAGGACUGGUUCCUCACAAAACUCUUGUCUUUUUAAAGAAGCACAAACUACUGUCCCCCUGGGGGACCUUUUACUAUAUUAUAGUGUAGAAGAAGGACCCCCCCCCCAGUAAUAUGGAAGCUUUAAUGCAUUAACAUCCUAGGUCCAAUCAAUUGUAUACCCCUUGCACAUACCUGACAUGUUGUUUUAGAGUCAUUGUAGCUUUAAAAACAGGGAAUAUUACUGGUUUUACAAUCAGGCUUAUGACAGGUGUUCCACAGGGGAGCCUGCAGCUGCCCCAUUUGUGAACGUAUAGGUUAGAAUGGGACACGUGGGACAGAAAAGCACAGCCCUGUUUGAAAAGAGACAAGUGGAUUUUAUUCAUUUUUGUCACUACACAUACAGGUUAGCACGGGGUUUUAUCUUCUUUUAUUUUUCCAGAAGCUGAAGAAAAUGCUUCA